This is a messenger RNA of Chroicocephalus ridibundus (black-headed gull), 1293 nucleotides long. RefSeq lists its product as uncharacterized. The coding region runs from base 449 to 1150 and encodes 233 amino acids. The record is from RefSeq and is a predicted model, not a curated record. The transcript is spliced from 2 exons. NCBI's taxonomy places the organism in Eukaryota, Metazoa, Chordata, Aves, Charadriiformes, Laridae.
GGCUGCCCUGGGGAGCGCCAUGUUGGUUCCCGGGGCAUGCAGGCAGGUGUAGAUUUUUUUGUCAUGCCUGGGAGCAGCAUGGCAGCACGAUGCCUGGCCAGCGGUGAGGGCCAGGACCACGGGUGAGGUGGGCGAGCCCCUUCGUUGGGCACAGGGGUGUUCCCUGCCCGGGGGAGCCAGGAGGGGAAGCUUCAGACCGCUGCCGGUCCAUUGGAGGUGAGCUGGAUCCGGGCAGCCCUAGGGAGUCACCUAAGGUCUGACAGAAGGGAAGAAGAGAAGGCGGCGGACACCCCCCCAACUCACUAGAGCUCCUCCUGAGCCCUGCUCCCCCCGUGCAGCUCCCCCGCAGCCUGCCCUGCAGCCCCAGACCCUGCCGUGAGGGCUGGCCCUCAAAUGUGCUUGAUUCUCCCUUAAUCUGGGUGCCAUUAGCUGCAGUGGGGGUAGCUGCAUGGGGAAGAGUGGCAUCUCCAGAAGCCCCCGGGGAAGGAGAGGCUUCACCCAGGGGGGAUUUAGGCUGAUAAUGGUCGCUGCCACUUCUUUCCCUCUGCCCGAGGCUGCCCUGAGGACACGGUUGUCUGUUCCUCCCCUGGGGAUGCCAUUGACUGCUCCCACCUCAGGCUUGGGUGGGUUGAGACAGCUCACCUGGCCUCGCCGUCUUCACAGCGUGGGGGUGAAAAGGGGCAGGCAGAGAAAACUUAACUGCCCGUGGGUAGGAGCUGCCGCGGCCGAAGCUGGAGAAGCCAGAGAAAGACAAGGAGAAGCUGAAGGCCACGCGGCCGGUAGUUGCCUCUCGUUGCAGGCAAGAGAGAAGCUGCCUCUCCGCGCGGGAAGCAUCCCUCUUCCUAGACCACAGUGGGCACCGCAGGGUCUGCGUGUGUACCCCAAAGCACGAGAGAGCCAGGCUGUGUGUCUAGGAAGCCUCAUCGUUGUAAGAGCGGUGAGGGGGAGGAGAGCCGAGCGACCAGAGUUACAGAAGAGGGAGGGAGGAGAGAACAAGGAAGAGGCCUCUGAACUGUUAAAUUCUCCCGACCGCGCUGAGAGCGAGAGCUGCGGAUCACGGAAAGACGAGAGCGGUGAGAAGCCCUGUGAGCUCAGUGUAACGCGUCUCUUUCUGCUGUGCUGCUGUGACUUGGUUAGCGGUACUUUAUAACCCACGUUCCAAGACCGCACCUUUACUGCGAGAAGGAUAUUUAAGCAGAAGGGUAUGUCAAAUAACAUUUAACCCCAUUACAAAUGCAAGAUUUCAUAAAAGGGCACCGUGCUCCCAUCCUGCAGUCAGUCGUAACCUUACUC